UAAGGAUGGUUACUGUGAAGUAAAUGGGUAAAUGUGACAAUUGCCCAAUAAACUACAGAGAUUUCAGCUCGAUGUCCUCCCAACUUCCCCAGAAACCAGUGAAGGUUGUUAAAGGUGACUCAACUGGGUUAAGACACCAUGUUCUUCGUUUUAACACUCCUAGAACUGUCAGGUUAGAUUCUAUUCUGGGCGAUAAUGUUUCAAUGACAAGAAUUGUUACUGAAAACCAAAUCACUCAACCAGAUAUGAAUCUAGAAGGUGAGGGCAGUGAAUUUGGAUGGAAAAGUAAGCAAGCCAGGUUGGCUCACAAGUACAAAGUGAGGGCUGUAACUGAGGAUCAAUGUCCUUGGGAGCUUAAAGAUCGAAAUGAUAAACAUUAUGUUGGACGUAAAGAGGGUGGCAUUACUGCUAACUCAAGCUAUAUUGUUAUGCGGGAAACUCAGCCAGGAGUGUAUGAAGCAUAUCCUGUAGAAGACUGGUUCACUUUCACUCCUAAAAUUGACUAUACAACUUUUGAUGAAGAGGAAGCAGAAGAAGAAUUUCUGAAACGUAACAAAACAUUUAACAACAGUAAUAUGAUGCUUCAGAAACGUCUCAGAGACAAUCUUGGGGCAGAAAAAGAAUACGAAGAAGCUCAAGCCCAGCUCAAGGUUCAUGAUGCUGAUGAUUUGUUUGGUGAUUCAGAUGAUGCAAAUGAUGACUUGGGUGAUGAUCCAGCUAAAAAACGCAAAAAGAGCAUGAAGAAGUUUAGGAAGAACAAGGAAAAAGAUGAAGAGGAUCUUAACAAGGAAAGAGAUGAUGAAGAUCAAUAUGAUGCACAUGCAUCAAAAGAGGUAGACUAUAUAUCUGAGUCUGAUUCUGACGAUUCUGUUGAUUUGACUUCAGAAAAACCAAAUACUGUCAGCAGGAAAGAAGAUUUGGUUGAUAAGGUAGAUGGUAGACUGUAUCGUGAUGCCAAUGAUAGUGACAGUGAGGAAGAGGAAACUUCAGAAAUGAAAAAGUUGUUGUUGCAGCAAGGAGAAGAUGAAAGUGGUAGUGAUGUUGAUGAAAACAGUGAGGAAUUCAAAGCUCUUAUGUUGAAAAACAAAACUAAUAAUAUUGCAGCAGAAUCCAAACGAGAGAGAUCCUCUACCCCUACAAGCAAUGGAAAAGAGCCCCCAAGUAAGAAGCAGAAACUCGAAAAAUCAGAUGGGUCAAUACUGACAGAAGAGAAUGUUUGGCGAUAUUUAGCAAGAAAACCUAUCAGUACCAAGGAACUUAUUUCUAAGUUUAAGAGUAAAAAGUCUGGCCUAAAUAAGCAGGAUAUGGUGGCUAAAUUGAGCAGUAUACUUAAAAAACUUGCCAAACAAUUCAUGAAGGAUGGCAAGAAUUAUUUUGUUUUAAAAGAUGAGUACAAGAACUUGUAUAAGGAAUAGCUUUCAGUUAAAUGUUACAAUUUUAUAAGAUUAUUAAUAUUCAAAGCAAAGCUAUCUGACUUGCAGCCUUUUUGAUAUUCUUUUCAAUGGAAUGCAUACUAUUUUAUGAAUUUGCUUUUUGGCAUACCAUGAAUAUUAUUGACCAAUUUGAAACAAAUUAUUUUGCCCAUAAUAAUAUUAUCGAGGCUAUGAACCAUAGCCCAUCUACUUUACUCUUUGUUGUAGAUUAUUUGAAUUUUUACA
This is a messenger RNA of Bolinopsis microptera, 1658 nucleotides long. Its product is annotated as general transcription factor IIF subunit 1-like. NCBI's taxonomy places the organism in Eukaryota, Metazoa, Ctenophora, Tentaculata, Lobata, Bolinopsidae. The record is from RefSeq and is a predicted model, not a curated record. Gene Ontology annotation, cellular component: transcription factor TFIIF complex; nucleus. Gene Ontology annotation, biological process: transcription initiation at RNA polymerase II promoter; positive regulation of transcription elongation by RNA polymerase II. Gene Ontology annotation, molecular function: RNA polymerase II general transcription initiation factor activity; TFIIF-class transcription factor complex binding; DNA binding. Bases 24 to 1415 code for a protein of 463 amino acids. The transcript has a single exon.